Dissoconium aciculare CBS 342.82 is the source of this 5061-nucleotide messenger RNA. RefSeq lists its product as uncharacterized. Lineage: Eukaryota; Fungi; Ascomycota; Dothideomycetes; Mycosphaerellales; Dissoconiaceae. The transcript has 4 exons. The coding region runs from base 1 to 5061 and encodes 1686 amino acids. The record is from RefSeq and is a predicted model, not a curated record.
AUGUCCCUUUGCGGCGAACUGAAAAGCGAUGCCAUCACCCGCAGACAAAAUGACUUGACGAAUUGCGCCCGGGGCCAUCGCGACAAUUUGCGGGCGUUGUUGGCUGUACACGCCAUCGUCAAGAAUAAUACCUCGCCUUCAUUACUUCAAAAUGCCAGUUUCGACGCCACGCCCUCGUUGAAGAGCGAGAUUGAAUUUUUGGACGAAUAUGAUCUUUCCCGCGGCCGGAUUUUCGAUGCCACCAAACUCACAAUUCCCUUUCAUCCUGCACCUCUUCACAACCAACGAGAAGCAUCUUUGAUUGCGUCAAAUCCCAGCAAGAUUGUGUCCGCCGGCGCUGAUCAAUCUGCGCCUGUUACCAAACAUGGCGAUGCUGCUGCUACCCCUACAAACAAAUCCGAUGCGCUUUCGAAUGCACACGCGCCCCCUCGCAGCCGCGAACAUGGCAACAUCGACAGUGCUGUCAAACCUGGCGCAGAGCGUACUUCCUCCCUGGCUGGCAACGAUUCGAUGUCCACCUCGUCAAAAGCGAUCAACACCGCGCUCUUGAAUGGAGACAAAGCUUCUCCUGCUGGACCGACUAUUCAACAGGCUAUUCCUUCAGCCCCGGCCAAAGUUGUCCAUCUUCCUAAUGAGCAGGCUCAAGAGGAGAGUCUGCGGCAGCGCAAAGCUGCCGAGGCUCGACUUCAAGCUGCGCCAUCCGAGGUCACUGCACUGCAUCACUCCCCGAGGCCACCGACUCACGCCUCGGCCGACGCGCCCUCUUCCCCAUCGUCGACGGUUGGCCCGCAGUCGGCAGCAACACCUCGACCGCUUGAAGAAUCGCCCGACACAUCUCCAGAUUCAGAACGACCUGAAGUUGAUGAAGUCCUGCCCCCACCUGAGUUACGGCCUUCUCCGGAGGAGCGUCGUGCUAAAGAACAGCAUGACCGGCUGCACGUAGCGCAGAUGGAACUCGCUAGGAAGCAGGCACUCGGGGACGUCAACACGCCAGAUGAUCAGCUUAAAUGGGAGGAACAGGCAGCAGCUGCACGAGAGGCAGGUGAGACGGCUGGGUCCCGGGAUCGGAGCUUUGAUGAGCAGAGCGCGCAAGAGAAAGUGACAUCCAAGGCAAAAGAAGGAGGCGGCUCCUCUACAGACGUCGAUAGGAGUACUGACCGGAAAUUGCCUGCUCCUGGAUCUUUGGCGCGUCAGACGCACACAGCACUACAGAACAAGGAUGCUCAUCCCACCGUCACUCCAAUUCGAGAAGGUAAAGGCAAUUCUCAAGAUGAUCAACCUGCAGCGGUACAACAAGGAGAAACUUUGCGACAACUCGAGCAUGCACGUCACGACUCCGAUACCAUUGUAGUAACCCCACGUAUGCGUUCGGGCAAAUCUGAAAGUCCUGAUCGUGUGCGGACUGGCCAGCACAAGUCGACUCCAGCAUUGCUCUCCCUUGCAAAACAUACGAGCGCAUCCGAUGCCAAGCACCCGCGUCUCGAGCCGAAGGUCGGCAGUUUCGUCAGCGCAAGUGCUGCGAUGCUAGACGUCUCGUCGCAAUCUCUCGUGGGGAGGAAACAGCGGCCUAGAUUGGAGCUCAGCACCGCAUCACCUUCUCUAUCUUCCUCUGUACUAAGAGCUCUCGCUCCCAGGUCCCAACUACAGCCUCGCGCUUCAGCUGGUAGCGAUGCUGCAGCUGCAUUAGAACAAUUAAACGCUCUGAAGGGUGCUGCAGGUGACCCUGAGAAAGACUAUCUCGAACCCCUCUUCCGGAUACAGGCCCACGACUCUCCAAAUAACGCCCUUUCAAAAUCGCUCCCGGAUCUUGUCAGAAUGGCACACAAGGCUUUAUCCACAGAAGAUCAUAUGACGACCCUCCACGAACGGGUGGACUUCCGGAUGUUACGGCGCAUCUACCAACUACAAAAUGCCAACAAGUGGUCACUUCGGCAGAUGGAAAAAACCAAGGAGAUCGAGGUGCCCAUGUCUCAUCAUGACUACCUGAUGGCGGAAAUGAAGACGAUGCGUCGCGACUUCCAGGCCGAGCGCAAGAUGAAAAAGAGUGUAUGUGCUUGGCUCGCUCAACGAUGCGCCCAGUGGGUCGGCGCACCACCAGAAGAGAGGCUCAAACUUCAAGUGAGACGAAAACAACGCCCUUGCGAACAAGACUCGGAACAGGGCGACGACCAGAUCCCCGAGCUUGAUCAAGCCGGAGAAUCCGCAAACGAGGACGAUGUCAGCCCACCAACACCUCGGGAGCUGCUCGACGUGUCAGGCACCUUGAUUGUCUCCCCUGACCUUCUCGUCCCGGUCCGAGAAUUAAGCCAUGCUGGCAAGCUCGAGAAGGUUUUGGGGAGUCUGCCUCGGGUUGGCAUUGCACACUGGUCAUCGCAGCCCAAACCUCUCGACAUGGUCCCAGUAUCGAAAUUCGUCGAGGGACGGGUUCUCCCUUCAGCAAAGGCGCCCACCAGGAAACGAAGUAGAUACUCUUAUAUUGACGAAGAAGAGGUGCUGCAAGCUCAACCAGCUCUCAAGCGCAGACGUGCCGAGGUUCUCCGAGAGACGAUAGUUUCGGAAUGUGCACUUUUCGAUCCCGAGAACAAGCAAAUGCGCGAACGUAUUCGGUCGAGCACUUCUUUCAGACCACCCCUCGACAUUUUGAUGCCGUCGACAUCAUUUUAUGAGAAUCGCAAUGGCUCUCAGUGGACUUGGGAGGACGAUCAAAGAGUGCGCAGUUUGGCCAAAGAAUACACCUUCAAUUGGUCUCUCAUUGCCGACGAGCUCACGAUCCCUGGAUGUUAUAAAAGCUCGUAUGAUCGGAGAACGCCAUGGGAGUGCUUCGAACGCUGGGUGGAAUUGGAAUCGCUGCCGGCAGAAAUGCGGAAGACUCCUUAUUUCAAGACAUGGUUCCAGCGGCUGGAGACCAGCGCGCAGACAGCUGAGCGGAGAUACCAGGCACAAGUGGCGCUCUUGCAACAACAAGCGCAACAGAAUAGCACGACACCGCGCGAGCUGCCACGGCGAAAAUUGACACCAAACAGAGUUGAAAAGCGAAAGGGUGCCCGGUACCUUUGGAUUGUUGAUGGUUGUCGCAAGAUUGCCAAGAAGCGGGAACAGCAGGCAUGGAAGGUCGCUGAGGCUGCUCGCACAGCGGCCCAGCGCAAGACCCAGCCUGAUCCGAACCCACAAAGACAACUCCUCACGCCUCAGGAGAUCAGCAAGAAGCGGCACCAGCAAGAUCUGGCAACUCAGGCAGCUUUGAGAGAACAGCGACAAAAGUUCCAUGAGCAGCAGCAGCGGAUGCUGCAAGCCCGUCUUGUUCAACAACAGCAACAACAUCAACAACAGCAGGCACAACAGCAGAUGCAGCAGCAGGCCCAACAGGGCUCCCAUCAUAUGCAAGCGCAGCAGAUCACAAACAACCAGGGCCCGCCGCAACAACAGCAUCUGCGGCAGCAACCCGGCACACCUAAUAUGCUCGCCCAACAAGCUCAGAUGCAGGCCAACGGGCAGCAGUUAGUCAAUAUGAAUGGCCAGACCAUGCAGCAUCCACAGCAGCAAGGUCGACAGCCCAUGCCGAUCGGCGCUCAGAAUGGCUACCGGGUGAUGCCGGAAAACCGACAGCAUAUGAACGGUCCGGCGCAGCUACAGCAGCAGCAGGCUCGUGCGGCGAUGGCUCAACACGGCAACCUGCAACAGCAGAUGGCCCAUGCCCAGGCGCGAAAUGCUCAAUUUGCUGGUCAAUCUUUGCAGAUGGCUAGCCCAGGCGGGCGAACUCCUCAGCAGCAUCAGCAGCAGCAGCAAGCCAUACUAGCUGCGUUUAAUGCGCAACAACAACAACAGCAGCAGGCUGCUCAAGCUGCCAACGCCAACAAUCAGCAUGUCACAAAUGGAACUCCGAACGUAAGUGGCCAGCAGCAACAAAUGGCUUCGGCGUCGCCAAGUAUGCCUCCGCCUCCCACUCCGCAACAACAGCAGCAUCUCCCUCAACAACUGUCAUCUGGCCACAUCCCGCAGAUCAUUCAGUUGAAGAAUCAGCUUCGUGCCAGCAAUCCGAAUCUCUCCGAUGAUCAGUUGACUCAGCUCGCAACACAGCAGAUGCAGAUCAAAAGUCAGCAGCAACAAGCACAACACCAGCAGCAGCCAAGCAGCUUGCAACAGCAACAAGCUCGACAAAGUGCUAUGAAUGCUGCUGCCGGAAUCACCACCACGCCCACAGCUACAGGGCAACCAGCUUACGGACAACCAAAGCAUAGUCCUGCACCUCAGCCAAACGCUUACACACCAAACAUGGCACAAAUGGCAAACGGCACGGGCGCGAACGGCAUGUACAAUCUCGCCAAUGGCGACAGCAACAAUGCUGGCGGUCAGCAACAAGCUCUCGGUCAGCAGCAUGCAGCGAUUAGCCCUGCCGUCAUGGCUGCUGCUGCUCAAGCGGCCGCGGCGGCAUCUGCGAACGGCUCGCCGUCUCAAGCGCAAACACAAGCCUACGCGCAGAAAAUGUGGCAGCGCCAAAUGGCCCAGAUGCAGCAACGUCAACAAGCUCAGCAGCAGCAGCAGCAACAGCAGCCCCCGCAGCAAAGUCCUCAUCAAAGCCAUGCCAGUCCGAACGUUGUUCAUGCCCGACUUGCAGCCAGCAACGGAAACAGCCCCGGUGGCAUGCAAGCCAGUCCAAACAUUGCUCACGCUCGCCUUGCUGCAAACACCAAUGGCAACAACAGUCCUGUUGUUGCCCAUGCCAGCCCCAACAUUGCGCAAGCCCGCCUGGCUGGCGGCGCUGGUAACAAUGGAAGCAGCCCGAGCAUUGCGCAUGCAAGCCCGAGCAUGACGCCUGUCAGUCCCGCCGCGAUUGCGCAGAUGGGUAGCCCCUAUCCAGUCGGUGCAGCGACGCCGACUCAGGGUCAGCAACGACCGACAAGCCGCAGUGCCACAACGGCGCCCCAGAUGCAAAGACUGGGCAGCUCAAGCAGCAUGCAAGGUGUCUUGCAGGGUAGUCCCAGAGGCAUGCCCAGUCCUGGUCCUGCUGGUGUAAUUGGUCAGAAUAGCCCCAGGACUGUGCAAGCCAGCAUGGCGAGAUAG